CGGGGCUUACACAAAUGUGUAAGUAUUAAUAUUAUUAAUAAUAAUAAUUACUGUAAUUCCGUCAUUCGUCGAAUGACGGCCAUGUUGCCCGUAGCAAGUCGGAUUGGCGUGCGGAACGUUACGAUCAGGACCUCCUUCAGGCGGUCUCGGUCGUCCACGAUGUCCACAAUGGCUACGACCCCGUACUUGAUAUCGCCGUCGCAGUUGCAUGAGUCCCUGCAGUCCUCUGGCGGAGUAUCGGUCUUGGACGCUAGUUGGUUCAUGCCAAAUUCCCCCCGCAAACCUCAGGAAGAGUUCAACAAAAAGCGGAUUCCUGGCGCACAGUUCUUGGAUUUAGACCAAGUGGCUAGCCCUCAUGAGCUUGGCCUCAAACACAUGAUGCCUUCCGAAAGCGUCUUCGCGGCCGCGUGCGAGGGAUUCGGCAUUGAACCUAAUUCACAUGUAGUAAUAUACGAUACACAUGGCGUCUUUUCUUCGCCUCGUGCCCUCUUCAUGUUCAGGGCAUUUGGCCACAGCAAGUCCAGCAUCCUGGACGGCGGUCUACCGCGUUGGGAGACAGGGGGCUUUGAGACGGAGGAUGCACCACCAGUAGACCGGAAAAAGUCCACGUAUCCCACUCCUAUCCUUGAUAGGACCGUUGUCCGCUCAUACGAGCAGGUAGUGGAGAACUCCAUGCUGGACCCAGCCUUGGACCCCUCAGCUGAACUGGUGGUGGACGCACGUUCCCGUGGCCGCUUCACGGGUACUGAUCCCGAACCACGACCUGGCUUAUCUUCAGGACACAUACCGCAUUCGUUCUCGCUCCCAUUCAACGCAUUUCUGAGGACUCACACUAUACCUAAUACAUCUACCCAGUAUACCACAUUCCUUCCUAUAUCUGAGUUACGACAAGCACUUGUUGAUGCCAUAGGGACCGAACAAGUGGAGGUAAUCCUUUCCGGCAAACGGAGGAUAACAACCUCCUGCGGAAGCGGCAUGACUGCUGGUAUCUUGUGGCUGGGAUUGAGAAUGUUGGGGGCCAAAAGCGUUUCCUUGUAUGAUGAAUCUUGGACUGGCUACGCGAGCCGAAGCGAGAGUCGGAUAGAAAAAUCUGCCUGAAGUUGAUUGUAUAGAGGUGAUUCCAACCUAUGUAGGUAGAGAAAAACUAAUUGAACUGGUAUCGUAGUUCGUAAGUGGUCGUACAACA
Molecule: messenger RNA, 1186 nt
Organism: Pisolithus orientalis
Lineage: Eukaryota; Fungi; Basidiomycota; Agaricomycetes; Boletales; Pisolithaceae
Product: Rhodanese-like domain-containing protein
Exons: 6
Coding region: 73-1098 (341 amino acids)
Biological process (GO): transsulfuration
Cellular component (GO): mitochondrion
Molecular function (GO): thiosulfate-cyanide sulfurtransferase activity
Source: RefSeq, a predicted model, not a curated record